Messenger RNA from Cylicocyclus nassatus, 2205 nucleotides. The record is from the annotation of a GenBank genome assembly. NCBI's taxonomy places the organism in Eukaryota, Metazoa, Nematoda, Chromadorea, Rhabditida, Strongylidae.
AUGGGAGUACAACCAGAGCAUGGAGGAAAGCCGGCUGCUUCAGCAAGCAGCCAUAUUAAAGGCAUUCUUUACGGAGCUAUUCUGAUAAUUCUGAUACUGGCAUUAAUAGCUGUUUCUGUCUGGCUAGUAGCACUUCUGAACAAAGCAGAAGAGAUUGGAUGUUCGCUUGUUUGUCGCAAACCUAGUCUCCUGCAACCGCAUCCUCCACUCGUUGUUAUUUCUCUGGAUGGUUUUGCUCACAAAUACUUGGCUCAGAAAAUACAGCCGACGCUUGAUAGAAUAGCAGAAUGCGGAGUUUCCGCCAUGGUAUUCCCAUCCUUCCCUUCCGCAACAUUUCCUAAUCACGUCACGAUGUCCAACGGUCUUUUUCCUGGACGCCAUGGAAUCGUGUCUAAUUCCAUAUAUGAUCUCAAUUUGAGUUCAGAGCCUGUAUACUUGGGUACAUCAUUUGCCGAUGGAUAUUAUGUCAAGGAACCUAUAUGGUCUAUUUACCAACGGGAAACUAAAAGACAUGCGGCUGCGAUCUCAUGGAUAGGAACGUAUCAUAACACUACAUAUUACCAACAGCCACAUUACGUGGUACCCUUUGAUCCGAAAAUGAGCGCAGACGAGAAAUUUGACAAGGUGGUAGAAUAUCUGAAACUAGAUGAUGACGAGCGGCCCGGUCUUAUCAUGGCUUAUAACACGGAGCCUGAUGCUACAGGUCACCAAGCAUCGGGUGAAAAGGUAUAUGAGCAAGUACGGUCGGUAGACAAAUCCAUUGACCGCUUACUGGGCAAGCUGAAGAAAGAGGGCAUGCUAGGUUGCGUCAAUAUAGUUGUCGUAUCUGAUCAUGGAUUGUCAGUGAUCAAAAAUCAUGUUGUACUAGAUGAAGUACUAGACACACAUGGUUUUGUGAUUAUACCAGGCGUCAACACUUUGAUGUUCCGAAAUGGGUCAAAUUUGACGGACCAACAAAUAGUCAGCUCAUUGACAUGCAAAGGAACAGAUCAUAUACGCGUAUUCGAUAAAAGAACACUGCCAGUCAGAUUCCAUUUUAGCGAAUCAAAAAGAAUUGGUGACUUCGUCAUUCUUGGACAUAAAGCAUCAACCUCGUAUUUACAUCGCUCGGACAUCAAGCCGGAGCACGUGGGUAACCAUGGUUUUGACUUCGUAGAUCCUGACAUGUUUACCAUCAUGUUCGCUAGAGGACCCAGUUUCAAACAAGGGACAGUGCUGCCGAAUUUCAUGAAUGUAGAAUACAUGAAUUUAUGGACAAAACUGCUACAACUGUCAGCACAAGAAAAUGAUGGGGAUCCAGACUUCAUGAACUUGGCAUUAGUUUCCGGUGGUGGAGCUCCAAAGAAACAACAUUUUCCAGUAAGGGUAUGUAAAGCUACCGAUAAUUAUAUCACAAAUUCUUUGGUAACAACAUGUGGAAACUGCACCGAUGCUGAUAAGCAAGCAUUCAAAACUCGGGUAAUAUGUGAGGAUGGUGGAUUGUUUAAGUCAAUGAUUGUAACUUCUGAUGACCAGAGCUUUUGCUACCUAUCAGAAUGUAAUGAAAUGGCUAUUAUAGAUAGUACUAGUGGAAAUGCUAAUGUCGCAACUCUGAUCGAGAUGUACGAUGGCAACAACAACGAGCAAUUACUUGAUAGUCAAUGCACAUUCCAUCUAAUGGAACGAACAAAUCAUUGUGCGAACACAAGUUCUAGCGAAAAUGUGAAGCACAGAACUUUGUCAGCGUUUCCCGGGCGAGUGUUGGCAAGCAACGAACAGAGCCUCGUUAUACCAUGGAAGACAAAAUUCAUCAAAGAUGUUCUCGAUUCCUUAAAUGAAUACACAAAAAACAUAGUGAAGAUUUUUGGCAAAGUAGUUUCAAUUACGGGAACGGCCUUUGAUGAGGAUUACGAUGGCAGAUACUCGACUUCUGAGCUCAACUCGACAACCCCCACUCACCUCUACCGUAUACUCCUCGCUUGCGAUGGCGAUUGGUCUCUGAACGGCGCCUAUUGUCAAAAGCCGGAACAGACAAAAGUCAUGUCUUUUAUUUUUCCUCACAUGGACGGAGACCCAAACUGCUUGGAUAAGAAGCAGCUACUUUUGCAGUACACGGCACGGGUAAAAGACGUGGAGAUCCUCAGCGGGCUUCACUUCAACUUCACAAGUCUUUCCGACAAGCAACAAAUGCUCCUCAAAUUACAUGUCAAUACUGAACUGUGGUAG